Messenger RNA from Australozyma saopauloensis, 669 nucleotides. RefSeq lists its product as uncharacterized. Lineage: Eukaryota; Fungi; Ascomycota; Pichiomycetes; Serinales; Metschnikowiaceae. The coding region runs from base 1 to 669 and encodes 222 amino acids. Gene Ontology annotation, cellular component: mitochondrion; mitochondrial intermembrane space. The record is from RefSeq and is a predicted model, not a curated record. The transcript has a single exon.
AUGAUUCACUCAUACAUCCCUAAAACAUUUCUUGUCCACACCUACUUUCACGCUCUAUCUAGUCUCACGAGUACUUCUCUUAUCUCACUACACAUCUGUAUUGAUCCACUACACCAAUAUAUUCUUUGUACAAUGCUAUAUAGAAAUCUAGAGGGAAACAACGAAAUUCCAGAUCCCAGCACUUCGACCAAAUUAUUGCACGAUGCUGCGGAACUUUACUCGCCAGAGUUUUGCCACUCAAACUCCAGAAUCAGAGCGUUUCUCUACGUAUCGAGAUUGGCCUCUGACGACUCACUCAGGGUGCACUUGAACGAAACAGACGCCAAGCAUUGUGCACUGUACUUUGAGAGUAAUGUGCUUCCCCACUGGAAAGCAAGGGCGCAAUUGUUGGAUUUCUGCUUUGGAGAGGCCGCCAAACUCCGCAAAAGCGUUAAAGUGGAGGAGGCUGCCACUGCUAAAGUUGAUUUGAGAAUCGAUCCGUACGCGGUCCAGGAUGCUACCGAGAGAACACUGAACCGAUUUGCUCAAUGUGCUGCAAUUGAGAAUUGGGUGGCUAACGAACGAGAAGUCGAAUCGAUCGUGCUCAAACACUCCCUGGAUGUGCUCAACCAAAAAUGCUACUUCCAUGAUUGGCUUCGGGAUUUCCGUGAGGCCUAUACAAAAAUGUAA